Molecule: messenger RNA, 1907 nt
Organism: Ipomoea nil (Japanese morning glory)
Lineage: Eukaryota; Viridiplantae; Streptophyta; Magnoliopsida; Solanales; Convolvulaceae
Exons: 8
Coding region: 273-1700 (475 amino acids)
Biological process (GO): regulation of mitotic spindle organization; mitotic spindle assembly; activation of protein kinase activity
Cellular component (GO): nuclear microtubule; mitotic spindle
Molecular function (GO): microtubule binding; protein kinase activator activity
Source: RefSeq, a predicted model, not a curated record
AUUGGGUCCCACAUUCCCAUUUGGCAAGGUGAGACGGUGUCAAAAUUGCACAGCCACGGCGGAUUGCCAGAUGGCCUAAUAAGCCGAGGAACCUCCAAUAAUACAGAUCCAACGGUCCAAUUACAGAACUAUAUAAACUAAAAUUCGAAGUAUAGCCGUUGUACACUUUUCGACCGUUUUCUGUCUUCUUCCCUCAUUUUCCCUUCACUCUCUGUACAGCGCUCGUUUCACAAUUCUCGGCGACAGAUCGCAUCACUUCUCUGCUCAUUUCAAUGGAGGCUAACGGCGAGUCCGGUGGUGUCGUUAACCAUGACGCCAGAGCUGAAAAUUUUGACCCCAAUGUUGCAAAUCCAGGUCUGAAGGUAUCAGGUUCGCCGUCGAUCAGGAAAUCGGCGAUCAAAACCAAAAGGAUGGCUUCGAAAAGCCCUAGAGUUAACCCCGCUCCGGUGGCUUCACCUUCUGCGCAGAAAUCGGGUUCGAAAUUCCACGCCCUGGUGGCUUCGCCUCCAGCACAAAAAUCGGCUUCGAAAAGCUUUAGCCUUAACCUAACUCCGACGGCUUCGCCCUCCCCGCAUAAGAUGAUCCGGCAGAGGAAGUUCGUGGUGGCGAAGCGGAGUUUGAAGAGAGAGAUAGCGGCAGUGCCGGUGGCUUGCUGCAAGUGUAACAAGGGUAGUGGUGAGGACAAGUGUUUCUGUGUUGCUUUCGAGAGUCUUAGGAGUUCUCAGGAUGAAUUUUUGAAGAAUCGUCAAGCAAUUGUUGAUGGAACUGAGAUUGAGAGUAAAGAAGAGGAAGAACAGAACAAAAAACUUGUGAUUCAAGAUGCAAAUAGUGAUUUGGGAAAGGUUGGAUCAGAUAAUUGUUUUCCGGAAAAACAAGGAUCAGAUGAAGGGGUGUUGAAAGAGGCAAGAGCGACGAAGGUGGCUGAACCUAAUUCUGGGCGAGUUCUACAUUUGGUUAAGGCUUUUGAGAAGCUUCUUUCACCUGCAAAAGAGGAAAAAGAUGAGAGGACAGUAGUAGUAGUAGGAGAUGGUGAGGAUGGAAUGAAAAGUGCAUCACCUGCAAAAGCUCCAUUCUCUCCACCAGAGUUUCUCCUCACCUGUGAGAGCUUAGGCUUGGAUUCGCGCUGUUCGUCUUCACCUAACAGCAGCCAAGGAAGUAUUCCAAGGAGGGCAUCUUCUGCCAGUGAUAGAAGGAGCAGACGAAAAAGUGUUGAAUCAGAUGGGGGGACUUUGGCUAGAAGGAAGAGAAGGCAACUGAGAACAACCUCCUCUCGUGAACCUUUCAAGCUCAGAACUGAGCAAAGGGGAAAGUGUAAGGAGGAAAAACUGUCCAUGAAAGUGAAGGAAAUGAUGGAGGAAGAGGAAAAGCGGCGGAUUCCAAUUGCACAAGGCCUUCCAUGGACGACAGAUGAGCCAGAGCGUUUGGUAAAACCUCCGGUGAGAGAGAGGACACGAGCAGUUGAUCUGGUGCUGCACAGUGAUGUAAGGGCUGUGGAGCGAGCCGAGUUUGACCAUCAGGUGGCAGAAAAAUUGAAUCUUAUUGAACAAUACAAGGCUGAAAGAGAGAGACAACAGAAGUUGGCAGAAGAAGAAGAAAUUAGGAGAUUGAGAAAGGAACUCGUUCCGAAAGCUCAACCCAUGCCCUACUUUGACAAGCCUUUCAUUCCUCAAAGGCCAGAGAAGAACAAGAGGGUCAAAUAGGCAUUUGAAGAGCCUCCUCCUCCUCCUCCAAGGUUUCAUUUUUUCAGUUUGUUUCUGAUAAUCAGUCAUAUUCUUUUAUGUAGUGUGUAAACAAUAAGCAUUGUUAUUAUAGUAACAAUCUUGGCAGCAAAAAUUGCAUUACUUAAAGCAAUGAUCAGUGCAACAAUUUGUGUGGUUCCAAAACUGCAAUUUAUUCAUUUCCCAAAA